AUGGCCGGCUCCGUCCACUUCUUCGACAUCGCCAGCGCCGCCCGAGGCUCGCUCCAGGCCUGGUCGCCCAACACCUUCCGCACGCGCCUGGUGCUCAACUUCAAGCGCAUUCCCUACUCGCAGUCCUUCGUCUCCUAUCCAGACAUCGCGCCGCUGCUGCAGAGCCUGGGCGUGCCGCCCCUCGAGAACCAGGCCCUGCCCUACACGCUGCCCGCCAUCGUCGACUCGUCCACCGGCACCCGCCAUGCCCUGAACGACAGCCUGCCCAUUGCGCUGCACCUCGACGCCGCAUUCCCCGCCCCGGCGCACCCGCCGCUCUUCCCCACCUCCGCCAGCUACCCGCUCGCCGUCGCCGUGCUGGAGCUCAUCACUGCUGUCACCAUCAAGCAGAUCCCCAUCCUCAUGCCCAAGGUGCCCGCCUACCUCGACCCCCGCGGCCAGGAGUACUUCCUACGCACCCGCGCCGAGCGUUUCGGCAAGCCGCUCGCCGAAGUUGCCGCCCACGGCGCCGAGCUUGAGCGUGUGUGGCACGACGUUUCGGGGGGGUUGGCCCGCCUGGCGACCAUGCUGCGCGGCGUGCCCGGCCAGUCCAAGACCGGCCCCUUCUUUGAGGGCAACACACCUGGCUACGCCGACUUUCUCGUCGUCGCUUUCCUGGCCUUCUAUGCGCGCAUCAACCAGGAUGAUUGGGAGAAGGUGAUGGCCGUUGGCAAUGGCGAGUUCCGGAGCCUGUGGAAUGCCUGUCUGCCGUGGGUGGAGGGCCAAGGGCAGGACGUCGAGUGGAAGACCGCCAGUGCCUAA
Messenger RNA from Ophidiomyces ophidiicola, 801 nucleotides. RefSeq lists its product as uncharacterized. The record is from RefSeq and is a predicted model, not a curated record. The transcript has a single exon. Bases 1 to 801 code for a protein of 266 amino acids. Lineage: Eukaryota; Fungi; Ascomycota; Eurotiomycetes; Onygenales; Onygenaceae.